AGAGAUUAAUGUAAAAAUGUCACAAUAUACAGUGAUCGAUAUACAGUACGCAAAUAUCUAUGUAAUUCGUCCGUCUUUGUGUAACUGACUUAUCAAAAGAACGUAAUAACGGACUUCGAUAAAAAUCCGGCAGAAAAUUUCUCAUAAAAUCGUUUACACUUACGUAUCACCAUAAAAUGGCUUUAAAACGCGAUUCAAGGGAAAUAAAGUUUUCCGCUUUGCCCUGAAGAAAUGAAGCGGAAUGUCGAUAAAACGUUGGAACAAAGCGCGGCGUACUAACAAAAACGCGAUUGAAACCCGCAAAGAACCACAAAUAUGCCAAAUGCUAGAUAACCAAGAUCGAAGAAAUGCUAGAUUUUAACUAAGGAGGGUCGACAGACCCUCCAUAAUCUAUAAAUCUAUAGGACGAUGGUAUAGAAUGCCUGGAAUCGUAACUGGUUCGACGUCAAACUGUUACGAACAUACGUAUCGGUUAAGGAACAGGAAACUUUCCAUAUAUCGUCGAAUAUCUUUCCCGCGCAGCGUGCGCCCGGAAGUCGCAGAUGUCCGCCAUGUAGCUUUAUGCUCCGAUCACAUGCAGCGGACACAGAGUCGCAUAUGUGUCAUCGGUGUUAUUGAAUUAUUAAUAUAAAACCGGACAUCUGCCCAAAUGCGUUUCGACCACGUUCCAACAACAAAAACGAUUAAUAAAAUUCCAGCCCUCACGAGGCAAUUUCAUUUUAAAGCGAUAAUAGAGGUGAUAAUAGAAAUGAUAAAGAAUCUUGAGAAUCUUGGCACCGCUCUCUUUGUCUUCUAAUUUCACUCUGGAAUAAUUCACGUUGUACGAAAUUGUUUUAGAAUGCAUUAAACUUUUGAUUGAAUCCGGGUGCUCGACGUAAAAUUCGUGCAACGUCACUAAAUGCUCGUUCUUUCUUUCACUUUGAAUGGCAGUGCCAAUUAGUUUGCAAUUUAAACUUGAAACAAACGGAUAUGGAAUAUAAAAAUAUAGAAUUGAUUGUUUCUCAAAUGGAUGGGGAUUUAUAACUGAAAUAAAGACGAGGCUUUUUUAUUUGUAUCUUACGCACUAUGUUCAAAGAGAACUAUUUCAUACGCAAAAGAUCUCGUUGACUUAAGUUGUAAAAUUUCUCUAUUAAUUUAUAAAAUGAAAAAAAGAAAUUUGUUUCACAAUUAAAGAAAUCCCAGUUCUGAAAAUAAACAUUCUCUGUAAAUAAUUGGAUCGUGUUGUAAAAUCGUUGAAAAUCUACUCGUAAUUGUAACGAUGAGCGGUCGAUUUGUUCGCCGUCUGGAAAUACUAGCUUCUGUCGUGCAAGUAAUAAUAAAGAUUACCAGAGAUUAACAGAUACUUUCUUAGUGUACGGGCGACAACAUUUAUAUAUAAAAUCGCCAGCGCUAUUCAAGAUCUUUCCAAGCCAUUUCAGAUCGAUUCAGUUACUUACGAUAUUCGUCCCGGAGCAAAUCGUACAAAUUUCGCGAAACGGGUAAUCUAAUAGACAGAGCCAAUUGUAACGUAGAAAACAUUAUUUAUUUUAUCUCGUUUACGCAGCAAUUCGAUUCGAUUGUUUAGCGAAUAGCAAUUGCCGUGAAUGAAAAAUGGCUCCUGGAACGACUUCGGAGUUUAUUUUAGUUCUGGCAUUAAACGAGCGUUCAAUUAAACGGAGAUUAUUAAGAGUGCUUAUCGCUUCUUGAAAACUUCAGUCGUGAUUUAUUUCACAGGCUCGCGAGUGUACUUUUACAAAAUUUAUAUAAGUCUAUGAAGCAGCGUUGGCUCGCGCGAUUCGUCCCAGACCUUGCACUUUCUUCCACCGCGAAUGCAAAAUGCCUCGUAAAAAGGAUGGUUAACUUCCUUAUAUCUGACAAAUUACGGCUAUUGAACAGGUUACGCGCCCGUGAAGCUUAGAAGAAUAUGUAUAGCUAUAUAGCAACGCAUGUUUCUAUCCUUUAUGCAGAGAAGCGAGAAUCGAUGAUGUAACCGAAGUGGAUGCAAUUACUGCCUUUAUAUUGUACGUGUAAUUUAUAGUCACAUCGCUGGCUUAAUGGUUAAUCACGUUAAUUAAUUAAUGCGGCCAUGGUAAGAUAAUUAGAGUAUCGGUAAUAUAUUUAACGAACAGAAAUUUUACACGAAGGCUGGCCGUAAAAUUUGACCGGAGACCGGGGAGAGGAUCAUUUCUAUCGGCGUUUUAGCACGCGUAUCUAUCAAUUUUCAAAUUAGGAGCGAAAAUCGAGUAGCAUCUCGUUUCAAGAAUGUGUACCACCACGGUAACAUGGUACGAAGAAAAGAAGGAGGCGAAUCAGACGAUGGAGAAGGACGUGGAACCGCUUCCACUGCCAGUACGAACCUCGGCCAGCCAACGGAUAAUAUGGCGAAAUGUGAUUGGUAUCAUUGUGCUUCAUUUCCUCGCCGUUUACGGUUUCGUGAGCGGUUAUCGAGAUGCCAAGCUUUGGACGUGGAUUUGGAGUUUUGCGUACGGUGUCGUGGCUGGUUUGGGAAUAACAGCAGGAGCUCAUCGCCUGUGGGCGCAUAAAAGUUAUUCCGCCAAGAUUCCUCUGCGAAUAUUUCUUGCUUACUUAUAUUGCAUGGCUGGUCAGACGCAUUUUUAUAAAUGGAUACGAGAUCACAGGACGCAUCACAGAUACACAGAAACAAAUGCAGACCCGCACGACGCGACCCGUGGAUUUUUCUUCUCUCAUAUCGGCUGGCUGAUGGUUAAAAGGCAUCCAGCCGUGAAAGAAUACGGCAGUAAAAUCGAUAUGAGCGACAUCACUGCGGAUCCUGUAAUAAAAUUCUUCGACAAGUAUUACGAGGUCAUCAUGGUUUCGCUGUGCUUCGUACUGCCGAUAUUGUUGCCGGUGUUCGUGUGGAGCGAAACGUGGUUCAUAAGUGUUCAUGCGAUGCUCAUUCGCUACGUCUGGUCGUUGCACGCCACUUUUAUCGUGAACAGUUUCGCCCACAUGUGGGGAAAUCGACCGUAUAACAGGAGGGUCAAGCCAACGGAAAACCCAACCGUUUCUUUCUUCGCGCUGGGUGAAGGUUGGCAUAAUUACCAUCAUUCUUUCCCGUGGGAUUACAAGGCUGCGGAACUGGGCGCAUAUGGCCUGAAUCCUACCACCGGUUUUAUAGAGCUGAUGGCGCGCUUAGGCUUGGCGUACAAUUUAAAAACACCGAAGAAAGAGCUGGUCGAUCGAACGAUACUGAAGAAGGGCGAUGGAACGGACAGCCUUUGGGGACAUCGGAGACACUGAGAAGAUUUCGUAUCGGGAGCGAUAUAGCCAGGUUGUAAAACGAAGCGUUAAAAUAGGGUCACUAGUUGAUCUAACUGCAGCUAGGGUUAUGUGCAUUUUGUAUGCACGCUGGUACUUACGUACGUCAGCUUUCUGAAAUUUCUGACAGUACAAUGAUAAGUCAUAAAAUUGAUAGAAGUCAGAAUUUUGUAAAAUUUGAACUGAUCCUGAGUCGACAUAGUAUAAUCCUGGACGAAACUCUGGGUAAUUGCUUAUGUUCUUCAAAUUACGUAUUUCAACUGUGUUAUAUAUUUUACUGACCAAUUUUGCGAUCUCACUGUAUCGCGUCCAUUUACUAUACAUACUAAUCUUUUUUAUAUGACUGCAAGGAGAAAAAACAGCAGCCUCGGAUACCAAAUAUUAUCUUUAUAAAGCAAAAAUGUGGGGUGGAAAUGUUCUUUUUAUUUAAAUGCUUUUUGUAUAUUUUCGUAUUUGUAGAGGGAUUUAUAUGUUUCGGACGUCACGCGAAUCCUUUUGCUGUUAUCAUUCCAGGUUUAUUUAACGCGUUUUCGCAUCGCGUAUCAGGCCAGGUCAGGUAUAUGGGUGAACACGUACGCGUAUAAUGCUAGGCCGAUGUUUAUGUAAGAGCAAAUAGGUUCCUCUACGUGUAUCUACCGUACUUAUGUUUCUCUCGAAUUAAAGCCACCGCAAGUGUUUUUAUAAUGAAACCGAUCACAGCGAAGUCGGACAAUCUGUUCAAAUAUUAAAUGGCGCUGAAAAAAUAUUCGUUCGUUGGUCGUAGAACGUAAUCGAGAUAGAUUCGCGUUAAUUAGCGAGGAUAUUGAAUAUUUACGAUGGUAUACUAUAUACUGUAGCGUGCUACAGAGUACAACGAAUGAAACGAAAACGAACAGAAUACCUUCACGGAAGUUCGUCUCGAAAUGCAAAUAGCAUUUGCAAAUGAAACGAAAUAAGGCUUACUUUACCAAGGAACUUUACGAAUUUCCCGUUGUAGCAUACACACAACCGUCAGCGCUGAGCUGACAACAAACUUUAAACACGGUUCACCGUUUGCAAGCUCCAAAUUCUGCCACAGCGUUAUAUAGGACGUGAAAAUUAUUUAUUCGAUACAAUGUACUACUAUAUUUCUAAACGUGAAAAGUAAUGUUUCAAGAGCAUUUUCGAAAAUACGAUAGCGAGGCUUGUUACGCAUCGCGUUGUUCAUUUAUUCAAGGAGUCUGGAAGAGUUGUCGAAAAGCGACCUUGUUCUACCUUGCUUUAACGGUGAAAGCACCAGCGAAGGGUCGUCGUUUCGGAAGGUACGUAAUGAAUGCUGCAGUAAUGAACCGUGUUUAGCCUAUGUAUUCGGGCGUACAUCCAUAUAAAGCACGGUUAUUUCCGGUUGGUACUCUGUGUUGUCCAUCUCUUUAUCCCUUAAAAUGUCACUUCUUUUGUAGAAACGUAAUUAUCGAGAAAUAAGCGUCAAUUUCUCGGCAAUAAAUAGACUUUAAUAUCGAUUAAUCAGAGGCAAAACGCUUCUAAUCGAGCCUAAACCAAUGUUAAUUAACGAGCAUGCAAUCGUCGAAAACGGAACGAUUUCAGAUAAUUUCGGCACGUUCCGCGUUCGGUAUGCAUGAGGCUCCUGUAAAUUUUCAUCAGGUGAUCAUUAUUGGUCCGUGUUCGGUAAUGAUGGUCGCGCGCAUUUUGCGUACACGCGGCAGCCACUUUCACUCGUCGCGUUCCGACACGCGGCGCUUGCAUAUCGCGCGAAUUAUUCAUCGAAACGGCGGAAAUUAAUUAUCGGCGCAACAACGGUUACUGAAGCUUUAACGAUGUAGUAAUUACAUGCUGGCUGCUCGCCGUACUGAGAAAACACGUAACCGGUCGUGUUUGCAAUCGUGUAAUAUUUCGCAGAUUUGUAUUAGCUACGCGAUAGAUAUCGCGCAUAGAUUAUACGCUUUAUAAAUACCGGCGGCAUUUCUGCUCUCCACGUGUUCGUUCUACGAUAUUGUUCAUCUAUGUUCUAGAUUACCGUUGGUACUAGCCCCGUUUAUUUUUAGGCAGACACAGAGGAAAGGAAAAAAAGAAAGAAAGAAAACAUUGCACGAAACUACAGGCUAUCGUAAAGUCGGGCAAAAAUACACUACGAGUUUCCAUAAGUAUGACACGAAGGCAGCGCAGUUAUAGCGACUUUUCAUAUUUAUAGCUGGACAGGACAUUGUUUCACCGUAUGUACGGCUACUGGCCUAUAGUAUUUUUAUCUUCGACAGUUAUUCUCGGAUGAUAGGUAGCCGAUAAUAACAGCGUAGAGACUAGUUUUUUAUUAGGUACGCAGUAUCAUCGUUUUGGAAGAAGAAUGUGCUAAAAAUGGAAAAUGGUAAUCGAUGAAUGUUAUAUUUCAGAGACGUAAAAAUGUAUUUCUAAAAAAUCACGCAAUAAUUCGUUGGGUAAAAUUUGUCGUCUAAAUUAAAAUGCAAAGUAGCUCAAACAGAGGGAUAAAUCAUUGCUCUCAUAUCGAGCUAAGGUUAUUUAUAUUCAAACAGGGAUGUCAUGAAAAAUUAACGUUUUUUUUACGAUCCUAUUCGGACAUGACAUUUAUCGAUUCUGGUUACCUUCAAUUACGGUUAUACCUUAGUCGGAAACGAUUUCACAGAGAAUCACUUUUCUACGUUUCUCCGGUAAUUCUCUCGUGUAUUGAUUAACGAUAAGAGAUGAAAUCAGUGUCUGCGUCCUCACACUAUGCGCCGUGUAUUUCUGCCAUUCCCUCGGCAUCGUCGAGUAUUUUCCUCUAUGAAUUUGUUAUGACCAUCGCAAUAGAACGGAUCGAUAAGACACAUUCUGUCUGUGCGCGCCUCUGAUGUGUCUUUUACCGUCGCCUCGAGGCGAUGGAAUAAAUUUGAAUCGCAUAUAUGUACAGAGAAAGGUCGUUCGUUGAUCCGAUACGACUGGAAAAAUCAGAUUUACUUUGUUUCAUUGUUCUUCUCUUGACCAUAUGCAUACACGUUUCUAAUUUGUAAGUUUCCUUUAUAUAUGCUACUAACUAUUCUUGAAUUACCUACUGUCAAGAAAAUUUGAGUCACUGAAAAGAAGCGCGUUGCAGCGGAGUUAACGAUUUAAUUAGAAGAGAAUUAUGAUUGUACAGCGCGGUACGGGCUUACAAUAACUAUAAAUAUGGUCACAGUCUUGCACAGCUUAACGCCUUGACAGUGAUACAUCAGACUAGUUAUUAGGCGUUAGCGUGUGCCUAAGUUAUGCAUUAGCGGGUCUUAUUUCGAAAUAUGUCUUUAAAAAAAGAAUUUAUACGCACGGGUGUAAUUUAGGUAUAUUUACGGGUGUAAUUACGUAGUAUUAUAUAGUAGUAUUACACUAAAUCGCUCAAUUUCAUGCUCACAUUUACUAAAAUUCUAAUUACACUUAUAUACCAAUAAAGUUUACCAGCAGCUG
This is a messenger RNA of Bombus pascuorum, 6663 nucleotides long. Its product is annotated as acyl-CoA Delta-9 desaturase-like. Gene Ontology annotation, biological process: unsaturated fatty acid biosynthetic process. The record is from RefSeq and is a predicted model, not a curated record. Gene Ontology annotation, cellular component: endoplasmic reticulum membrane. NCBI's taxonomy places the organism in Eukaryota, Metazoa, Arthropoda, Insecta, Hymenoptera, Apidae. The coding region runs from base 2242 to 3240 and encodes 332 amino acids. Gene Ontology annotation, molecular function: iron ion binding; stearoyl-CoA 9-desaturase activity. The transcript is spliced from 5 exons.